Messenger RNA from Brenthis ino (lesser marbled fritillary), 396 nucleotides. The record is from the annotation of a GenBank genome assembly. Lineage: Eukaryota; Metazoa; Arthropoda; Insecta; Lepidoptera; Nymphalidae.
AUGUCGGUCACUUUACAUACUGAUGUUGGAGAUAUAAAAAUUGAAUUUUUUUGUGAACAAUGUCCUAAGACUUGUGAGAAUUUUUUAGCAUUAUGCGCCAGCGAUUACUAUAAUGGAUGUUUAUUUCACAGAAACAUAAAGGGAUUUAUAGUACAAACAGGUGACCCAACAGGCACAGGCAAAGGAGGAACAUCUAUAUGGGGAAAAAAAUUUGAAGACGAAUUUAAAGAGGAACUAAAGCAUAAUGCAAGAGGAAUGGUGAGCAUGGCCAAUAAUGGACCUAAUACAAAUGGAAGCCAGUUUUUUUUCACAUACGGAGAACAGCAACAUUUAGAUCUCAAAUACACACUUUUUGGAAGAAGUAAAAGCCAAAACAGUAUCACUAUGGUCAUACAU